ACAAAAAAAAAUUGGAAAAAAAAAAAAAAGAUUUUCAAUCUCGCCCUUGAAUGUCAAAUAUAAACAAAAUUAACGAAGCCAGAGGCAAAUUACAGAAGCAGUGAAGAAUUCUUGUGAUACCAAAUUUCUCUCAAAUCCCAAGAUAGUACCAGAAAAUAUGAGAUUCAGGAAGGGCAGUAAAGUUGAAGUGCUAAGCAAAAACGAGUUUCCUUCAGGCUCGUGGCGUUCUGCUGAGAUUAUGUCUGGAAGUGGUCACUAUUAUACUGUUAGAUAUGACAAAUUUGAGGGUGGUAGAAAUCAAACUGUUGUGGAGAGAUUGUCGCGUAAGGCAAUUCGGCCUUGUCCAGCUUCUCAUGAGGUGUUAGAGAAUUGGAUUCCUGGCGACGUCGUGGAGGUAUUUAAUGACCGUUCUUGGAAAAUGGCUACAGUUACUGAGGUUUUGGGGAAGAACAACUAUUUGGUCAGGGUACUUGGAUCUUCUGGUGAAUUUAAGGUCAGCAAAUUCGACAUUCGGGCAAGAAGAUCUUGGCAAGAUGAUGAACGGGUUUUGAUGCGCAAGAGGUCUGGCAAUCAUGGUGAUGAUAGCAAAGAAGAUGAGAAGGCAAGCACUAGAUUUUAUGGUCUGAGCUCCCAAAUUCAGAAAUGCCAAAAUGUUCCCAACUUAGAAACCUGGAAAAGGGGAUCGAACUACGAGUAUUCUCAAGCCGAAACAAUGGGUAGAGCUGGCUUGAAAUGUAGAGUGUUGAAGAAAAAGCAAAGGUAUCACAGAUCGGUUGCUGGAAAUCCAUCCGUGUUGCAUGAGCACGUAAAGUCACUUGUUAUCCAAAGAGGUAUGCUGGGGGAACAACUUGGAGGUGCUUCUUUUGAUAGAACCAACGUUUCUGAAACGAAUGGCGAUAGGAAGAAACAAAUGGGUGUGGCUUACCAUUCUUUUGAAGAAAACUUCGAACUAAACGAUGCUGAUAGAGCUACAUGCUCGGUUGGAAGUUGCAGUAUUUCUAACAGUAACAGCCAUGGGUUACCUUGUCGUGUUACUAUUGGCCGCAACGAAGAUACAGAUGGUUCGUCAAGUGAUGCUGAAUCCUUUUGUCAUUUGGGAAAUGAAACAGGCAAUCUUCUUCUAUCCAGAGACAAGCCAUUGGAAGCUAAAAUCCAUGGCUUAGAGUUACAUGCCUAUCGAUGCACGAUGGAGGCGUUAUAUGCUUCGGGUCCUUUAAGUUGGGAAAAAGAAUUAUUGCUUACUGAUCUUCGUCUGUCUCUCCAUAUAUCAAAUGACGAGCAUUUGAUGGAAAUAAAAAAUUUAGUUUCCACAAGCAUUUCAAGUAGAUGACAAGUAAAAUGCAUUUCUCCUCUUCAAGUUUUAAAUUUUUUAUCCGUAGAAUGCAAUAUUGAUUCUUGUGAAGGGUUCCCUCUAAUUGUAAAAAGCAAUAUGAGAAUGUUCUUCUUUUUUUUCUUCCUUACAAUAGGUAGGGGUAUAAUUUUAUAGUGUACAAACAGCUUUAUUGAAUUUGAAUUUAUCUUAGCUCCUGAAAGUGUUGUGUUGUGUUCUUCUUGUUGUUGGAACUCUGAGAAAUUUCUGAUGCAUUUGUUUCUUGUGAAGAUGCAUUGUUUUCAGCAGAAAAAACACAAUAUUCUGUACAUCUUUUGUAUGCAUCAAAACUCUUUACAUGCUUGGUUUCUUGGAUCUACAGAUAUCAAUGUUUCACUGACCCUCUUGACAUUGCCUACUGUCAAUAGUCUUGGUAAGGGUUUCAUGAACAGUAUUAUGAGUCGAGGCGUUUGAUUGUGCCUGGAAAGGGACCGAGCUACCUGCUAGAUAA
Messenger RNA from Cucurbita moschata (crookneck pumpkin), 1820 nucleotides. RefSeq lists its product as uncharacterized. NCBI's taxonomy places the organism in Eukaryota, Viridiplantae, Streptophyta, Magnoliopsida, Cucurbitales, Cucurbitaceae. The record is from RefSeq and is a predicted model, not a curated record. The coding region runs from base 158 to 1330 and encodes 390 amino acids. The transcript is spliced from 3 exons.